CUAACCCACAGGAGAAACAGCGAGACAGCUUUAUAAACUCAUUCGGAGAGGGAAUCACUAGGUUCACGAAUUUGCUUUCCGUCGACAGGACACUGAAGUGGGUCUAGCAGGUUAGGGAUGGCCUGCGUCGUUGCUUCUUUUUCUCAGAUUUCAUUCAGGAAGGGUAUUUUUUGGGGCGGAUCAGUAGAGUAAUCUGCCUUGUGUUGCCGAAACCACGGUCUCUGACAGACCUGGCGGUAGGAGGACGUAAGGCCUCGUGACGCAGUAGUAGUUUCCAUUUUUUUUUUUUCGGAGAACCGGUUUUUUAGCAUGCGAUACCUUCCGUACCGUCAGGUUCAUCGUCGUCCUUCGAGUCGUCUUUUAUGGAGGAUCUUAUCGAAGCGAUCUGGCCACAUCUAUUCCCGUCCUGGUCCGAAGCAUUAACCGCGUUAAUAGCCGCCUCGUUAGUAGCCUUCCUCCUCUAUCUCACCAAAUCCAAAGACGAUGCGGAAUCUUCCUCUCGAAACGCUUCGGCCGCGUCUGCCGGGAAAACCGGCGUGAAUGGCGGGGGGGAGGAUGAGAGCUGGGAGGAGGCCAGCCGACGUGUCAGGGAGCGGCAAGCCCGCGCGUUACUCGCUGCGCCAGAUCCCCUCACCGCCGCUCUCGCCAUCCCCGUGCGCCAGCUGGCAGCCGUUGAUUCGAGGAGAGUGGCCGCGGUUCCCGUGACCGCGCAGCCGCUGCUAGGGCUGAAUUCUAAGGAGGUAGUUAAGAAGGGGAUCGGUUCGAGAGCACGGCCAAGACAGGAUGUGAUGCAGUUAGCAGUGGCGACGCCGGGGGUAGGGGGAACGGAUGGGGGAGGGAAAGGGGGAGUGGAGGGAGGAGGGAGGAAAGGAGGGGGGGAAGGGAGGGCUGCUGCGGGUGGGAAUACUCAAGAAGAAACGCUUAUACCUGUGGCCAUCAUCCCCAACCAGUCCCUUUCAUGCGCGGACGCCCUCCCCCCUGCGCCAGUCCCCCUGGGCGCAGCAGUCUCUGCUGCUCCCGCUUCCGCAACUGCAGGCGCGGAUGGGGAGGGGAAAAGGAGCGCCCUAGGGCAUAUUCGCGGAGGGGAAUCCCUGGACAACUUUCCUUUACUGAGUAAAGUUACUGCUGAUGCUGCUGCUGCUGCUGCUGCUGCUGCUGCUAAUUCUGGUGCUGGUGGCGCUGCUGCUGGGAACGUUCUUGCUGCUGCUUCAGGCGCUGCUGCUUUUGCUGGUGACAGAACCAACGGUCCAGAUUCGACCGGUGGUGGAACUCCUGACACGGAACCAGAGAAGAAGGAACCGCAGUGGGAAGGGAUCCGACGGUCAGCAUCAGACACAGCAGCGAUUUCAGCCCUGUUAACGGCUGGUGGGGCUGCGUUUACUGCUGGAAGAACAGGGGGAGGCGCAGGGGGGGGCGUAGGGGGGGGAGCAGGCGGAGGGGGGAGUGGGGCAAUUGGUACAAAGGCGGAACCAGUUGCAGGAAGGCCAAUAUCUCCUAUGGCGCCUCAACCCAUGAUCUAUGAAGUGAAGGUUGAUCUUCUGGCGGCGAAGAACCUGCCUGCUGCUAACAUUAGCGGCACUGCGGAUCCCUAUGCCAUUGUUUCAUGCGGCACGGAAAGACGAUUCAGCUCCGUCAUCCCCAGCUCUCGCAACCCCAUGUGGGCGGAGGAGUUUCGCUUCUUCUCCCCCUGUCUCCCCGCCUUGAUAUCGGUGCACAUGUACGAUUGGGACAUCAUAUCAAAGAACGCAGAGCUCGGUGCCGCGUCCCUGCUGGUGGAAGGGGAGGCGCUGCCUUUCACGGCUUGGUACCCCCUGGACAAGGGCCUGGGGCAGGUGUGCCUGCAACUGCAGGUCACAGCCGUACCAAGGAAUAAAAUGGACAGCACCGCAGCCAAAGGGGCAGCCAUGGCGUCGUCCCGCUUGCGGCGGCUGUCCCAGCAGCCGAUGGGUGCCGGUGUAGGGGCAGGAGACAAGCCGGAUAAGCAAGGAGGCGAAGGCACGGAGGGGGAGAGGCCGGAGCAGGAACAAUCAGGGGGGGGCACAGAGGUGCGGGAGAAGCCAGGUCCCCUGCAGACGACUUUUGGGCUGCCGCUAGACGAGGUUAUCCGCCACUCCUUCUCGUGUGCACUGGAGCGCUCGUUUCUCUACCACGGCCGCAUGUUCCUCUCCGGCUCGCACCUGUGCUUCCACUCCAACGUCUUUUCCAAGGAGCUGUCCGUGUGCAUUCCGUACCAAGACAUAGAGGAGGUUCGUCGCAGCACGCAUGCGCUGAUCAACCCAGCCAUCACGGUGGUGCUGCAUCUGGGGACAGGGGGUCACGGGGUGCCUCCCCUUCCUUCUCCUGAUGGUCGAGUGAAGUACAAGUUCGCAUCGUUCUGGAACAGAGGCCACGCCAUGCGCCUGCUGCAGGAAGCAAUCGCUGAGUUCUGGAAGAUGGAGGAGGCUGCUGCUCUGGAAGAGGAGCAGGACCGGCUACGAGCCAACAGCAUGAAGGACGGGGCAUUGGAGGGGGUUUCAUCACGAGGGGCAGCGGAGGCAGCGGAGGAGGAGAAGCAGCCGUUCCUUGACCUCAGUGUGCUGGAGUCGCUACUGCAGUUCGAGGUGCCCUGCACAGCCGAUUCGUUCUUCAGCCUCCUCUACUCAGACUCGUCUGACUUUGUUGUUGUGUACCGAGCCAAGCGGAAGGACACGGAGCUCAAGGUUGGGGAGUGGAAGGAGACGGAGCAGUACGGAGGAAAGAUGAGAGAGGUGACCUAUCGCUCUCUCUGUGACUCGCCCAUGUGCCCACCCUCCACUGCCAUGACUGAGUGGCAGCACAUGGACUUCUCUGGCCCAGACCACAAACAGUUGGUGAUAGAGUCAAUCAAUCAGGCACAUGAUGUGCCCUUUGGGUCCUACUUUGAGGUGCAUGCGCAGUGGACGGUCAGAACGACAACCGACAAUCCUGACAGCCCAUCAUGCAACGCAGAGCUCAAAGCCGGCGUGCAUUUCAAGAAGUGGUGCAUGAUGCAAGGGAAGAUUCGGCAGGGAGCGCAGGCGGAGAUGAAGAGGAACAGCCAAGCGAUGAUGGAGAUGGCAAUGACUUACAUAGCAGAGCGGAAACAGAGUGGUAACCAGACAGCCGACUGUAACGCUGCUGGGAGCUGUGUUGGCAAUAGCAGUAUUCCGAAUAGCAAUGGAGGGGAUGAGGGUGAUGGGAGGAAGGGUGAGGGAGCGGGGAGGGAAAGAAUGGAAAAUGUGAUUGUUAUGAGUGGUGACAGUAGAGGAAAAGAAGCAGCAGACUCUGCACCAGGGGGAUAGCACGUUGGGUUGGGUGCAUUGUGAUCCAAGGUGUUGUGAAAAUGUUAUGUGCAGGUUGAGUUGUCUGUUUUGCCCCUUGUAAAUAGUGAUCCUCCGCAACACGGGUGAAGUCUCGGGCGCCAGGGGGUUUCCCCCAGGGGCUCGCAGGUGGAUCGGCGUGGGAAAGGGGGCCUGGUUCCUCCUGGGAUCUCCUUAAAGCCCAAAAAAAGUGUAAAUAGUGAUUUGAAAGUACUGACGU
This is a messenger RNA of Closterium sp. NIES-67, 3537 nucleotides long. NCBI's taxonomy places the organism in Eukaryota, Viridiplantae, Streptophyta, Zygnematophyceae, Desmidiales, Closteriaceae. The record is from the annotation of a GenBank genome assembly.